This is a messenger RNA of Vittaforma corneae ATCC 50505, 552 nucleotides long. RefSeq lists its product as uncharacterized. Bases 1 to 552 code for a protein of 183 amino acids. NCBI's taxonomy places the organism in Eukaryota, Fungi, Microsporidia, Nosematidae. The transcript has a single exon. The record is from RefSeq and is a predicted model, not a curated record.
AUGGAUAGCCAGCUUAAAGCUGAAAUUGAGUUGAUAUUGCAAAUGAAGGACGAAGAACUACAAAAGAAUGUUGCAUCUAAAAUUGCAGUUUAUUUGCUCACUCUUCCUCUUCCGUCCGAAGAGUACAAAGACCUUCUACAAUGUUUUACAGACAGAAUAUUUAAAAUUUUGCCAGCUUCAAGCAUUCCGCGGCUGUUGAAGGAGAAGUUAGGACUGAACAAAAGCUGGCAAAGGAGAAUACUGUUUGCAGAUACGCAUGUGCAUAUUCUACCUAAAGUACAUCCACUGAGUCUUGAAGGCAGGGAGCAGCAGUUGAGAGAGGCCGGAACAUUGAGUAUAACAAACACUGAUGUACAACGUAAAUUCAUUCCCAAGCAGGCAUUCUCACAAGGACUGCCAGGUGCUACAAAAAGUAUUGAUCUGCUUCCAUCAACCCUUUCAAACAGGUUUUGUCCUGAAGUUAAUGAGAAAAUUCCAUUUAGGUUCUCCAAGCCAAAAAUAACCAUUCAGCAAAUUCUUGAUAAUCCCUUGGUAUUGAAAGAAUUUGAAUGA